Molecule: messenger RNA, 843 nt
Organism: Homo sapiens (human)
Lineage: Eukaryota; Metazoa; Chordata; Mammalia; Primates; Hominidae
Gene: HSPB2
Product: heat shock protein family B (small) member 2
Exons: 2
Coding region: 97-645 (182 amino acids)
Cellular component (GO): nucleus; cytoplasm
Molecular function (GO): structural constituent of eye lens
Source: RefSeq, marked reviewed
CUCCUAUCGAGCCCUGGCUCUCCGGGCAGCUGGAGGGGUCGCGCUGCGCCUGUUGGGGCUGCACCUCGGACCAGGGCUUCUGCUGCAUCUGCAGCCAUGUCGGGCCGCUCAGUGCCACAUGCCCACCCGGCCACCGCCGAGUACGAAUUUGCCAACCCGAGCCGCCUGGGUGAGCAGCGCUUCGGAGAAGGCCUCCUGCCAGAAGAGAUCCUGACCCCCACACUCUACCAUGGCUACUAUGUCCGGCCUCGGGCCGCCCCAGCUGGGGAGGGCAGCAGGGCAGGGGCCUCCGAGCUUAGGCUCAGUGAGGGCAAGUUCCAGGCAUUUCUGGAUGUGAGCCACUUUACCCCAGACGAGGUGACUGUGAGGACUGUGGAUAACCUGCUGGAGGUGUCUGCCCGGCACCCCCAGCGCCUGGACCGCCACGGCUUCGUGUCCCGAGAGUUCUGCCGCACCUAUGUCCUGCCUGCUGAUGUCGACCCCUGGCGAGUCCGAGCUGCUCUCUCCCAUGAUGGCAUCUUAAACCUGGAAGCACCUCGGGGUGGCCGACAUUUGGACACAGAGGUCAAUGAGGUCUACAUCUCCCUGCUCCCUGCGCCUCCUGAUCCAGAGGAAGAGGAGGAGGCAGCCAUAGUUGAGCCCUGAUUGCCACAGACCCAGCACCCAGCAAAUCCCUCUCUACCUCCCAAGGUGAUAUGGGCAGCUGCCCACCACUCCAGAGGUAGCAGCAUCCUUGGGGGAAGGGAAAGGUGCAUGGUCCACAAUGUAUGGUUUGGUCCCAUGGGACAUGUCAUAGCCUUGGUUUAGUUUUGGGUGGAGCUGAAUAAACCCAAAUCUCAGGGC